Molecule: messenger RNA, 1983 nt
Organism: Colletotrichum truncatum
Lineage: Eukaryota; Fungi; Ascomycota; Sordariomycetes; Glomerellales; Glomerellaceae
Product: Pectinesterase 3
Biological process (GO): cell wall modification; pectin catabolic process
Molecular function (GO): pectinesterase activity
Source: RefSeq, a predicted model, not a curated record
AUGCUCGGAUCUUCCAUUCUUUUGCUGUCGUCCCUGGUGGCCGGCGCUUUCGCCGCUGCCCGGACCUCGCCCCCGUCCGGCGCCCUCGUCGUCGCCAAAUCUGGCGGCAAGUACAGCAGCAUCCAACAGGCUGUCAACGCCGCCAAGUCCGGCAGUGUCAUCUUUAUUCAGCCCGGAACCUACAACGAGCAGGUUUUGAUCCCGGCUUCCGUUGGUGCUCUUACCAUUUACGGUUACACCACAAACGACCAGGACUACUCCAAGAACCAGGUCACUCUCACACACAGUCUCGGCGCUGACCAAGCCGGCAGCAACGAUGCCUCCGGCACGCUCCGCGCCAAGAACGAUAACCUCAAGGUGUACAACAUCAACAUUGUCAACUCGCGCGGCAAGGGCAUCCAGGCUAUUGCUCUCUCUGCUUAUGGUAACCAGCAGGGCUACUACGGCAUCCAGGCCAAGGGCUACCAGGACACCAUCUUGACGAACCAGGGCAAGCACUACUUCCACGGCUCUUACAUUGAGGGCGCUACCGAUUUCAUCUUUGGCCAGAAGUCCGUUGCUUGGUUUGAGUCUUGCACGCUUGCCAUCAGCGGUAAGGGUUACAUCACCGCCAACGGCCGUGACACUUCGAGCAACCCCUCGUGGUACGUGAUCAACAAGUCCACCGUCAAGGCCUUGUCCGGCGUCGGCGCUGGUCAGACCUAUCUCGGCCGCCCCUGGCGCACCUACGCCCGCGUCACCUUCCAAAACACCAACCUCGGCUCCGUCGUCAACUCUGCGGGUUGGAUCAAGUGGGGAGACAACCCGACCAACAACGUCCAGUACAGCGAAUAUGGCAACACUGGUGCAGGCGCCAGCGGCACCCGCGCCAGCUUCUCUAAGAAGCUGAGUGCUGCUCUGAAGAUCGGUGACAUCCUCGGCUCCACUUCUUGGAUCGACUCCCAGUACACCAGCGGCCAGAAGUCCGCCGCCGUCUCAGCCGAGGUUUCUGCUCCUGCCGUUGCCGCUGACGUCAAGGUCUCCCCGACUACAUUGGCCACCGUCGUUAAGGCUGUUGCUACUCCUGCUGCCCAGGCUGCCGCUGCUGACGACUGCAGUGGUACCGCUGAUGGCUUUGCUUCCCUGAAUGGCGGCACUACUGGUGGCAAGGGAGGACAGGUUGUUGUUGUCAAGACUCAGGCCGACCUUGAGAAGUACGCCAGUGCCUCGGGCAAGUAUGUCAUCAAGGUCUCUGGCAAGAUCACCAUCACUCCCAAGGGCAAGGAGGUCAAGGUUUCUUCUGACAAGACCAUCGUUGGUAUUGGAGCGACGGCCGAGAUCGACCAGGGUGGCUUCAACGUUCAGAACCAGCGUAACAUUAUCUUCCGCAACAUCAAGAUCGGCAACACCUAUGUCGAGGGAGAUGAGGAGGGUAAGACUCAGGACUUUGACGGCAUUCAGAUGGACAACUGCACCAACAUCUGGAUCGAUCACGUCCACCUUGAGAAGGGCGGUGAUGGUCUCAUUGACAGCCGUAAGGACACCACCUUUUUGACCGUUUCCUGGACCAUCCUCCGCAACCACAACAAGGCCUUUGGCAUUGGCUGGACCGACAACGUCAGCACCCAAAUUACUAUCCACCACAACUACUUCGACCAGACGAAGCAGCGCAACCCUUCUGUAGACAACGUCAAGAACGCUCAUCUGUACAACAACUACCUGGUCGGUCAGACCUCGUACGGCCACUACGCUCGCGGCAAGACCGAGAUGCGCAUGGAGAACUGCUACUUCGAGAAGGUCAAGAACCCCAUCCAGGCCGACAGCACUGCCAAGCUCAGCGCCACCGGCAACGUCUUCAAGAGCACCAGCGGCACCACCGCCAAGAACGCGGGUACCGUCUUCGACCCCAAGAAGUUCUACAGCUACAAGGUCGACGCCGCCAACGACGUCCCCAGCAUUGUCUCCAAGGGUGCUGGUCGCCAGGCCAGCAUCUGCGCUGCUUAA